Molecule: messenger RNA, 1334 nt
Organism: Paramecium pentaurelia
Lineage: Eukaryota; Ciliophora; Oligohymenophorea; Peniculida; Parameciidae
Source: the annotation of a GenBank genome assembly
AUGAAUAGUCAAUCAAUUGUUAACUAAUUGGAAGAUAAAGUAUAAGAAUAUCUUUAAGGGGUUUAAUAAUAAUUAGAUGUAAGUUAAUAUAUUGGAUGAUUAGUCCUCUUUCAACAGAAUUGAAGCUUUUCUUGAUUAAAUUCCUCCUCCUCCUUAUCCACCUGUUCCUUAGAAUAAUGUUAACUUUGUACUACCUGUUAUUUAAAUAUCUUAACCAUUAAUACUAACAUUAGCUAAUUAAGUGAUUCAGGAAAUCAAACCUCUAAUCAAUUUAACUAUUCAUAAUUAAAUUAAAUAAACUCAACCUUAACAAAUACAACAAUAGAAAAUAGAAUAACCUAUAAUAAUCAACAAUCCUCAAUAAUUCAAUUUAAUGCCAUUCACUUAUUUUUAUUAAAGGAUAAAUCAAUUAGAUAAAUUGAAUAUUGUAGAGCAAUAGCUAUUAAUAAAGAUAAUUCAAUUGUAUUAGUUGGAUGUAAUAAGAUAAUUAAAGUAUUUGAAUUCAAAUUAGAAAAAUUGAAAAAAACUCAACGUUUAAGCUAUCAUCCAAGUGAUGUUACAACUUUAAAUUUUAUUUAGAAAUAGAAUCAAUUUAUAUCUGGGAGUGGGAAUGGAUAGAUUAUAAUAUGGUCAAUGAAUGAAAAUAGUUAAUGGGCAUGCUAAUAAAAAUUAAAUAAUCAUUCUAAUUUUAUUAAUUAUUUAAUAAUAAACAAUAAUGAAGAUGUUAUGAUAUCUGGAAGUGAUGAUAAGACAAUUAAAUUUUGAUAAAAGUAGUAAUAGCAUUUGUAUGUUCAUAAACGAUUUCUGAUCAUACAAGAUAUGUAUUAGGAUUAAGUUUGAAUGAUGAAAAGAAUAGAGUGAUAUCUUAUGGAAAUGAUAAUUUAAUAUUAAUAAUAGAACUGUCAUUCUAGGAUUAAAAAUGGAAUGUGAUAUAAAAGAUAUCAGUUGAACAGAAAGGUCGUAGAUUAUGUUUUAAAAGUGAUAAUGAAUUUCCAUUCCAACCUUAAUGCAAAGAGUAGAUGCAUGUUUAUGAGAUGAGUAGUAUUAAUAAAUAGUAUUCAAAAACUAAAGAAAUUUAUGUCAAGAAUGGUUUUAAUAGUUGUUCAUAUUUGUUUCCUUAAUAAUAUAUAAAGUAGAAAUGUCUGGUUGUGAAUAAAAAUGGAUAUAAUGAUAAUUUAAUAAGGAAAAACCAAAAUGGUGAUUUUAUAACACAUUAAUCUAUUGAUUUUGGAUAUACUGAUAUAUAUGGAUAGAUGAGUGAAGAUGGAGAGUAUUUGAUAACUUGGGAUUAAAAAUCAAAGGAAAUUUAAAUAAGAAAAUAUCACUAAGUAUGA